AUGCCCAUGGAAGCAGCCAUGUUCCCAGACGAGUAUGCCUCAGAUGACUCGGAAUACUACGACACCGAUUUCUCCGUCGGGCGAGGCGCCCAGCGAACCCAUUUCCACCAGCGCGCCACCUCCACCCACCGUCGGCAGCCCCGACCGCAGCUAGUCGUCCCAGAGCAGCCAUCGCGCAUGUACCGCUCGACCUCGACCGGUGGAAAUCGUCGACGCGGCCGGGAUCCCGGCCCAACCAAUAUCAACAUCUACAACGAGCAGGCGCAACGGUCCGACAACCGACCCGAAAACAAGCAGCAGUCCCGCCGCGUGAACCAGCGCUUCGAGGAGCGUCAUGAUCACAACCAUAACCAUAGCCACAGUGCCAGUCCGCACCACUUCGACGAUUACGCUCACGUCCCUUUGGCCGUGCCUGUUGCGCCUGCUGUACCUGCCGUGCCUCCUGCGCCACCUCGGCGCGAGCGUGCCGCCUCCAGCGUCUCCCGGGAGCCGUCGCCGUUCCACCGGGACCAUGAGCUCGUCAUGGGGCAACAUCUCCUCGAGCACAACGAUGUUCGGCAGGACAUAGACCUCAAGAUGCUGAGACAUGAGCACGAGCAGUUGCAGCGGCAGCUGGAGAAGGUUCGUCAGCGCAGCGAGCAAGCUGCCAUGGAGCGGCAUGCGCAUGCGCAUCCGGAUCCGGUGGAUUCCCGGCUGGAGGCGAAGAUGUGGCGCGAGCGUGAAGACUACUAUGAAGAUGCGCUUGCGGAGCGAUCGCGCGCUAUGCAGGAGUUUGAGCGCAAGCAGCGCUCUGAAGAGAUGGAGCGUAAGGCCGCAGCGAGCAUGCGGCUGAAAGAACUCGAGCGGGAGCAUCUUAGUCAGGAGGAGCAGCGGAGAGCCGAUGAGCGCUGGCAGAUGAAGAGGUAUGCCGCUGAGAAGAGAGCGGCCGAGGAAGAGGAGGAGGUGAAGCGGAAGCUGCAGGAGGAGAGACUUAAGGAGAUUGCGCGAUCACAGGACGAGAAGUCGGCGAGGGAGAAGCUUAUGCGCGAAGAAAAGUGGAAGCAGCUUGCUCGGGAGAAGGAGGAAGAGGAGGAGCGGGAGAAGCUCAUUCAAGAGAUUCGAGAUGAAGAUAUGAGGAAGGCAAAGGCCGCCGAGGAGCAACGGGCUAAGGAGUUGGCCAUGAAGGCUGCUGCUGUUGCGGAGUGGAAGCAGGAGCAGGAGCGCAUGAAGCAGCUACAGGCCGAUCAGGCUGCUGCCAAGGCUGCUGCUGAAGCCGCUGCCGUUGAGCAGUGGAAGCUGGAACAGGAACGCGCCAGGCAGCGGGAGGCAGCAGCGGCCGCGGCGAAGAUCAAGGAGUUCCAUGAUCAUCUCCGCAGCAUUGGGUGGACCGAGGAGGACAUUGCAAAUAUCUCCAAGGGCAAGCAGGAGAAGGAGAAGGAGAAAAAGAAGGAAAAAGAAGCCAAGGACGGAAAAGACGGUAAAGAUGGAAAGGAUGGAAAAGACGGAAAAGAUGGCAAGGAACACGAACAUAAGGUGACCUGGAUCAAGGUCCACCGCAAACACCUACUCCCCGAAACACUGAUUGCCUACAACCUGCCAUGGGACUGGGACGAGACCGAUACCAACUUCAUCGUCAUCAAACAAUGGAUCAGUGAGGAAUUCCAAGAAGAUCUCUUUGCCCACACCCGACGCAUACGUGAGGGUAAGGUCCUCGCUCAGACUUCCCACUCGAUGACCGAGUUGAAGGUCAAUGACCGCAACAAGGAUAAGAUGUUCCUUGUCCGAAAGAAGAGUCCCAGAAGCCGUGUUAUGUGGACAUGA
Molecule: messenger RNA, 1800 nt
Organism: Penicillium olsonii
Lineage: Eukaryota; Fungi; Ascomycota; Eurotiomycetes; Eurotiales; Aspergillaceae
Source: the annotation of a GenBank genome assembly